UUGACGCCUAAAUCCAGCAAGUAACAAACUCUAUCAACUCUCAUUUCUCAUCACUUUACUCUCCAAAUGCAAAUGCAAAAGAAACUCUAGAAAUUCCUUCUUUUUCUUCAUCUUCUCCAUUUUUUUCUCUUCUGGUUUCACCGUAACAAAUAAUCUCAACUAUCAACAACGUAUCUUUGAAUCAUGGAUUUUGAGGCUUCUCAUAACCCUCAAUUUUAUGUUGGUGAUGGGAGGGAACCUGUUUCUUGUGAGAACUUUAAAUCUCAAGAUUAUGAUCAUGUUCCUUUGUUACCAAGAUUUUCCUGGGUUUCGAGUUUGGAAAAAUGUAGUAGUAGUGCUGUUAAGAAGAGGGAUUUUGAGUUUGAUAACAACAAUUCCUUGCAUAUUUCUGUUAAGAAAUCAAAGAUGUUGCCCUAUCAUGAUCACCACAAUGAUGGAGACGAUGCUACAUUGUCGAAGAAAUUAACUGAUAAAUCAUUUUCCUCGCUGAAGAAAGACCUUACAUUGUUAGAAAAAUUAUUUGAGGAAUGUAAAAGGAAGCAGAAAGUAGAAGAAAAGAGAUUGCAGUCCAUCAAGACAGAUAUUGAGGACUGCUGCAAAGAGCUUCAAAAUAAGAAAAAGCAAGUUAGUUGUGUUAGAAGAAUUGAUGAAGUUCGUGACAAAGUGCAGGAAGAAAUUGACGAUUGUAUCAAGCAGUUUGUGGUAAAGGAAGGGCAGCUCUAUUUGAUGGAAAACUUGAUUGGAGAGCGCAAGCUAGAGCUCAAGGCGAAAGAGAUAGAACUUAAUCAAGUCAAGGGGAACAUUUCAAAAGAAAUAGAACUUCGUCAAGUCAUUGUUAACAUUGAUAAGGACCGUGAAAGGAAGGAAGAGGAACUCAAGGCUCUUUCCCAAAAAAAUGCUGAAUUUACUUUUAAAUGUAAGGCCAAAGAGAUAGAACUUGAUGCAUUGAACAAACUAAUUGGCAAACAAGCUGAAAAAUUAGAGUCUGAAAAGAACAAGUUGCUGAAGGUAACCUCCGAAAAGAAGCGACUUGAAGGUCAGGUUAAGGAACUUGAGUCAAAAGAGAAGCAAUGUGAAGGACGGCUGGAGGACCUUGAGUCAAAGGAGAAGCGUUUUGAAGUACGGGUAAAGGAGUUGAUGUCAAGAGAGAAGCAGCUUGAAGGAUAUAUGAGGGAGUUUGAAUCAAAGAUGGAGGAACUUGAAGGUCGUUCGAAGGAUCUUGAAUCAAAAGAGAAGCUAGUUGAACGACGGGAAAUGGAGCUAAAGUCAAAAAAGAUGCAACUUGAAGGCCGGAAGAAGGAGUUUGAAUCAAAAGAGGAGAAAGUUGAAGGCCAAAUCAAGGAGCUGGAAUUUAAAAAGGAGCACUUUGAAAGCCAAUUGAAGGUGUUGCAGUCAAUAGAAAACCAACUUGUAGGCCAAGUGAAGGAGUUUGAAACAAAAGAAAAAGAGUUUGAAAGUCAAAUGAAGGAGUUGGAAUUAAAACAGAAACAUUAUGAAAGCCGGAUGGAGGACCUUGACUCAAAUGAGAAGCAACUUGAAAGCCGGUUGAAGGAGCAUGAAUCAAAAGAAAGAGAGUUUGAAGGCCAAGCAAAUGAUAUGGAAUAUAAAAGAAAUGACUUUGGAAGACAAGUGAGAGAGUUUGAGACAAAAGAGAGUCAACUUGUGGGCCGAGUAAACGAGUUUGAAUAAAAAAAAAAGGAGAUUGAAGGCCAACUGAAGGACCUAGUAUCUAAACAGAAACAUUAUGAAAGCCGGAUGGAGGACCUUGACUUAAAUGAGAGGCAACAUGAGGGCCGGGUGAUGGAGCAUGAAUCAAAAGUGAGAGAAUUUGAAGGCAAAGUGAAGGAUCUGGAAUCUAAAAAGAAGCAUUUUGAAAGCCAAGUGGAGGAGCUCAAAUCAAAAGAGAGGCAAACUCAAGGACAAGCUAAAAUACCAUUUUUCAAUUGGUGGAUCAGAAAAGGGAACAAUUAAGGAAAACGGGUGAAAUAAUUCCUUUUAAGAAGAUAGUAAAACUCUUAUUUAAAUUUGCUAAAGGAAAAUACUUUUAGAUGAUAAGUAAAAACUAUGCAGGAAAUUGAAUUGUUUUGUAAUUCGAUUCAUUUUGUUUCCCCCAACUGUUGUCUCAUUUGUUAAGGGAAAAUUGACAUCUUAGUGUUAAUGCUUGGAAAAUGAAAUUGACUUGAAAUGUAUCUCUCUUUUUAUGCAUCUCUUCCAUUUUCUAAACAGUUUUGACAGAUUUUCAA
Molecule: messenger RNA, 2243 nt
Organism: Medicago truncatula (barrel medic)
Lineage: Eukaryota; Viridiplantae; Streptophyta; Magnoliopsida; Fabales; Fabaceae
Product: intracellular protein transport protein USO1
Exons: 2
Coding region: 184-1689 (501 amino acids)
Source: RefSeq, a predicted model, not a curated record